Molecule: messenger RNA, 1502 nt
Organism: Phaedon cochleariae (mustard beetle)
Lineage: Eukaryota; Metazoa; Arthropoda; Insecta; Coleoptera; Chrysomelidae
Source: the annotation of a GenBank genome assembly
UUUUCCUUUCUGAAAAAAAUCGAGAAAUCCAUUGAGAGCCAUUUUCAAUUUAUCACAAGCAGCAGAUGUAGUUAAAACUUGGACAGAAUCGAAUUAUAUUUUAUUUUUGGAGUUUUUGGAAAUGUAAAAAAAGUGUAAACAAACAUUUUCAGAACGUCAUUAUUUGACAUGUAAAUUUCAAACUGUCAGGGUGAUGUCUGUUCUCUGCUCAGGAUCCACAAAACAGACCACAAAACUGCUAGUUUCAGAAUACAAUUUAACAUUUGAACUUAUGAGAAUAUGGGUUAUGUUGUUGAGGUUAGAUUCUCGAAAUCGAAAAUAAAAACAAGAGAUUUUGCUCAAAAUCAACUAUGGCAGAGGCUGUCCUACCUGAAGAUAAUGACGCAAAAAAGCCAGUUUGCCUCAUAGUUUUGGGUAUGGCUGGCAGUGGUAAAACUUCUUUAGUCACAAGGCUCACCAACUCCCAGAACAAACCCUAUGCAGUGAAUUUGGACCCAGCUUGUAUAAAUCUACCAUAUUUUGCAAAUAUAGAUAUCAGAGAUACUGUGAACUAUAAAGAAGUAAUGAAACAAUACAACUUGGGCCCCAAUGGUGCCAUUGUUACCUCUCUGAACUUGUUUUCAACCAAAUUUCCGGAGGUGAUAGGGUUCAUUGAAAAUUCAAAAAAUGAUCUUUGCAUUCUUGAUACUCCUGGGCAGAUUGAAGUAUUCACCUGGUCAGUGUCUGGAUCCAUUAUAACUGAAACCUUAGCAUCAUCAUUCCCAACAGUGAUAUUAUAUGUUGUAGAUUGUGUGAGAAGUACUGCACCUGUAACAUUUAUGUCCAAUAUGCUUUAUGCUUGUUCAAUUUUGUAUAAAACUAGACUACCAUUUAUUGUUGUAAUGAAUAAGGUAGAUAUUGUUGAUCAUUCCUAUGCCAAAGAUUGGAUUACAGAUUUUGAGACAUUUCAAGAAGCUUUAGAAGCAGAUGAAAGUUACAUUAGUAAUUUGACAAGAUCAAUGGCUUUGGCUUUGGAUGAGUUCUACCAGAAUUUAAAGGUUGCUGGGGUCAGUGCUGCAACUGGGCAAGGAAUUGAUGAGUUAUACAAGUUGAUAGAAGAAGCUGCAGAAGAAUAUGAAAAGGAUUAUCGUGUUGAAUGGGAGAAAAUAAGGGUUGAAGCAGAUGCAAAGAAAAAUGAACAGAAAAAAGUGAAAGAUGAUACAAAUGCAAAAUCUUCACUCUUAACAGAAGUUCCAGCAGGAAGAGAGUUGUCUGAUGUUUACUUGAGACACCCUGCUAAUGAGAGCAGCUCAGAUUCUGAAGGAGAAGAAGCCCCAUUUUCAACUAUGGAUGAUGAACUAGAAGCUGAAAAUUUCAAAAAAGUACUUCAACAACAAAGAGAUAUGCAAAUCAAAAGAGCAAAAGAAGCUGAGAAAAAAAUAAAAGAGAAUCCAAGUUGAUCUGACUACUUUUGUGAUGAUUAUCUUAUUUAUAAUUAAGUAAAUUUUUUAACAUUUGUAUGA